AUGCCGCCUCCUAACCCAUACGGCACGCCACUCUCCCCGACGACCGCGGCACCUGACCCUCCGCGCCGAUCGUCGAUUCCCACACCUGCCCCUGUGGAGACCGAUAAUGCUCACGAUGACAACGUGAACUUCCUGCGAUCGCGACCAGCUCUCUUCAAUCCGCUAUUACCCUCCCUGAGCCGACAACGUCGCCGUCGUUAUCCGACUAAUCCGCCACCACAAAACGAAGACCGCAUGGAGGUGGAUGAUCCCACGAACCUGCGCGCGUCUGUUGAACUCAACCGUCGCAUCCCUAUUGUCCGCCACCAGGAGAGAUCAACCGACAUGCCGAACUACGAGGGCCGAAUGCCCAACUCACGGUCGUUGUAUGGAUGGGCACCCGGCUCUGAUGACGAGGAUGGUGCUGCGCGCGAAGAGUCGGAAGACGAUCAGAUGCAGCCUUUCCUCAGUGCUAUCUCAAGUCGUGACCCACCCCCCGCACGACCUCCGCGCAAUGAGGCCCUGGGCCCUGCGCAACUGAUGCCGCAUGAUUCUGCGACGUUACCGCGUAGUAACCAGGCUCGGACAUCGAUCUCUGCAGUGGCGGCUUUGUUACAAUCUGCAAGGCGUCAGCCCCGGCUUUCGAGGAGUCGCACACUGGAGAACUACAUCAUCGAUCGCUAUUCAGAUAUCACUCCAGAGGAGGACGCUGAAAAUACAGCAGCGGUCGCAUCUCGGGGAUACCGCUACCGUCCUACGACGCGCGGUGACCCACACAAUACCAACCUCACCCACAACGACCUACGCGCUCGGGCUGCCGCUCAUCGCCAGCUACACUCGGACACAAGUAUGCGCAACGUGUUAGGGGAGACCAUCCACUAUCUCGAGCGCAUUCGGCAUUCAAACUCUCUCGAAGAUAGUAUGCGUGUCUUGGUGGACAGUCGGAUACCCUUCUCGAUGGAUAGCAAAUCUUGGAGAAACGCGAACUUCAUUAUGUACACUCGCAACAUCGCACCACCCGCGGAGUGUUCAUGGCUUCGAUCUGGAAUGGCCUUUUCAGGCUGCCAAAGAGCUGCAAGUGCCGGGUGUUCAAUAUUGUCGCAGCGUAUUGCUAGUCCGAACGCCCCCAGUGAGCCUGUCAUUGUAAAUGGAAGUGAGAGUGCACGAAUCAGCGUUUCUACUACAAGUGGCCGCCGAUACUUAGCUAACAAUCGUGAUGAAAAUUGGCCUGUCAAGGUCACGAUACACCAGAUCAACCACGAGGACAUGACAUUAUCCGGCACUAUGGAGGCCUACAACAUUCCCGAUAAGACCUCGCCCACCCACGACGCACACAUUGUGACUUUCUUGGAGGGCGAGAUCAUCGAUUUCAACAAUCACACGCUGGCGACAAAGAACUUCAAGGCAGAUGCAGACAUUGAUAGCACAUACUGGCGUGAACUGCAGCCGUUUAAGGAUCUGACAGAUGCUGAGAUGGCCCGGAAUCUUGUGAAUCGGAAAUGGAUUACCGAGGAAUUGUCUCAAGGAUGGAUCUUGAUGAGAUGGAAGGAGCGAUGCUUCAUCACCCCAACAGAUGCUCGUCAAGGUCUUACUAUUUCCGGAUUCUACUACAUUUCUCUUCGCCGUGAGGACGGACACAUCGAAGGCCUGUACUAUGACCCAGGAAGCUCGCCUUACCAGCAGCUCUCUCUAAAUCCAGAAGUAUCGAAAAUGGUUCGCCCUUCUUACGCCUUCCGCUGA
Penicillium roqueforti is the source of this 1719-nucleotide messenger RNA. Its product is annotated as GID4/VID24 family protein. The transcript has 3 exons. Gene Ontology annotation, biological process: negative regulation of gluconeogenesis; protein targeting to vacuole; protein catabolic process in the vacuole. Bases 1 to 1719 code for a protein of 572 amino acids. NCBI's taxonomy places the organism in Eukaryota, Fungi, Ascomycota, Eurotiomycetes, Eurotiales, Aspergillaceae. Gene Ontology annotation, cellular component: extrinsic component of membrane; GID complex. The record is from RefSeq and is a predicted model, not a curated record.